ACGAGAGUCUAGAUCAGAGGGCAAGACUUUCUCGCGACCUUUCGUGUGAAUAGGGCAAGCUUUCGAUCUGAAGGUACAUAGUCGAAGAAAGAGAACUAGACAGAGAGAGAAAGAGAGCGAGAGAAGAGACAGUUACAGAGGAGAAGGCUGGAAAAUGGCAAACGGAUACGACGAUUGCUACGACGCAUCCUGGCAUCUGUUCCCUCCGGAUUACGUCGAGGACGAGUACAGAAUUUUGGAGAGCAUCAAGAUGCCCAGGACAAGCUUCCACAUCCAUGACAUCCUGCAGCUCGACUCCAAGCCAUCCCAGGAAGAGACGGAGGUUCAAGGUAGUACCACGGUGCUACCGACCACGAACGAUGUUCCGUCGGCGUACCAACAGUUCUUCGAGCACACGACGGCCAUGUUGCAGCCCGCGAUAUACGCGAACCUGAACAGAGGCACCCUACCACCCCCGCCACCCGGGUUGCUGGGAUGGCCGACUGGUCCAACGUUACCAACCACGCUGCCUCAGCCUUUGGAGGAAAUGAAUGUUCUGCAGCAGCCAGACUCAACCAGCCCGACGAUCUCGGACCUAUCCUUCCCAGCGAAGCAGGAGAUCAAUCACGAGUGCAAAGAGGAAGAAUCAGCUGACUUCGAGGACGAACAGCAGACGAACGAGACCCAGCCACACGAGACGGAGCACAAGAAGAGGAAGAGACGAGUGUUGUUCUCCAAGGCACAGACCUUCGAGCUGGAAAGACGCUUCCGGCAGCAGAGAUACCUCAGUGCGCCAGAGAGGGAGCACCUGGCCUCGAUCAUCCGACUGACGCCUACACAGGUGAAGAUCUGGUUCCAGAACCACAGGUACAAGACGAAGAGGGCAGCCACUGAGAGAGUAGAAGCCAGCGGAAGUGGAUGUUCGCCUAGGAGGGUCGCUGUUCCUCUGUUGAUCAAGGACGGAAAACCGUGUCAGUCGAAGUUGAUGGAGCCUACCACGUAUCCCAACGCUGGCCAGGUACCCAUGCCGUACAUGCAGAAGCCUUAUUGGUGGUAAAGGGAUGGGUCUAGUGGACUGUUCAAUUUCAUCGUUGUCAUCAUCAUUGUGGACUUGUUAUCGGUUCUUGUUGAUGCUGGGAUGUCUGGACCGAGGGUGCACGAGAGGCUGACAGUGGGAGUGGGGACGAGAGUGGGUCUUUUAGGACUAC
Messenger RNA from Eufriesea mexicana, 1187 nucleotides. Its product is annotated as homeobox protein Nkx-2.2. The coding region runs from base 155 to 1036 and encodes 293 amino acids. The transcript has 4 exons. NCBI's taxonomy places the organism in Eukaryota, Metazoa, Arthropoda, Insecta, Hymenoptera, Apidae. Gene Ontology annotation, molecular function: DNA-binding transcription factor activity, RNA polymerase II-specific; RNA polymerase II cis-regulatory region sequence-specific DNA binding. Gene Ontology annotation, biological process: regulation of transcription by RNA polymerase II; cell differentiation. Gene Ontology annotation, cellular component: nucleus. The record is from RefSeq and is a predicted model, not a curated record.